ACCGUGAUUUGAACGACUUAAGAACAGAUUCGAACAACUUAAUGGAAAGUGCCUUGGAAGACCUAAAUGAAAUACAACAGUAUAUAACAUUCGAAGCUUGUGAAACAAUAAAUGAGGAAGGUAUUGGUCAACCUGAAGCUCAAGUAGACAAAAUAGGAAAUGGCUCAGCUAGUGAAGUAAACG
Molecule: messenger RNA, 183 nt
Organism: Racocetra persica
Lineage: Eukaryota; Fungi; Glomeromycota; Glomeromycetes; Diversisporales; Gigasporaceae
Source: the annotation of a GenBank genome assembly